Molecule: messenger RNA, 2166 nt
Organism: Eupeodes corollae
Lineage: Eukaryota; Metazoa; Arthropoda; Insecta; Diptera; Syrphidae
Product: putative metabolite transport protein HI_1104
Exons: 4
Coding region: 203-1774 (523 amino acids)
Biological process (GO): transmembrane transport
Cellular component (GO): membrane
Molecular function (GO): transmembrane transporter activity
Source: RefSeq, a predicted model, not a curated record
AUCUAAGAUCAGUUCUUUCUGAAUGUUGUAGUUGAACGGAUCGGUAGCUCGGCUUAGUUCGCAUUAAUAUUGAAAAUAAUAAAAAAAAAAACAAUCUUGUAUACUACAAGAAGCUGAGUACUAAAGGUUCCUUAAAAGUGCCUUUUUACACAACAUAUAAUUAUAUCCUUUAAGUGAAAUAUACAAAAAAGAUUCAUGCACCAUGAUUCCAGUCUUUAAGAAACUGGGUUUCCUCUACGACACAUAUGUCCUAGGUAUUCUUACAGUUGGAUAUAUCCUCGGUGAAUUGGGGCACUAUCUCAUCGGUGUGACAUCAAAACAAACUGCAAUUGAAUUGGAUUACGGUGAUGUAGCGUGUCAACAAAAUAACACAGAUUUUGAGCGAACAUCGCUACCCGAGCAAUGCAACAAAGUUUUCAAUAGUUCACAAUGUAUGGCUUUGCAAAUCGAUGGAACUCCAUAUUGUGAAUGGAACUAUAAUGGUUUGGGAUGGGACUAUCAACUUUUAGCUGGGCCAAGUUUUAUAGCAGUUUUCACAAUUGCUGGGGUGUUCAUGGGCAUUGCUGCAGAUAAAUUUAAUCGAGUUAAAAUGCUGACAGUGUGUACAUUCGUGUUUGCUGUGGCUAUCAUACUACAAGGCACAGUAAAAGAGUAUUGGCAUCUUAUCCUUUUGAGAAUGGUCAUGGCAGCGGGUGAAUCUGGCUGCAAUCCCUUGGCGACUGGUAUCAUGUCAGAUAUAUUCCCGGAAGAUAAGCGUGCUCUUGUUAUGGCAAUCUUUAACUGGGGUAUAUACGGAGGAUACGGAAUAGCUUUUCCAGUAGGAAGGUAUAUCACAAAGUUGAAUUUCUGGAAUUUAGGCUGGAGGGUUUGCUAUUUGGGAGCUGGAGUCUUAGCUGUGAUAGUUGCUGUUCUCACUGGAACAACUUUGAGAGAACCAGAACGUAAGGCAAUUGCUGAGGGAGACAACCAAAAGGACACCAAAAAAGUUUCGAUUUGGGAUGUAGUGCUACAUCCAAGAAUGAUUUUGCUGAUGUUAGCCGCAUCCAUUCGUCAUUGUGGAGGCAUGACAUUUGCUUACAAUGCUGAUCUCUAUUACAAUAAUUACUUCCCUGAUGUCGAUCUUGGAUGGUGGUUAUUCGCUGUAACAAUCGGAAUUGGAAGCAUUGGAGUAGUAGUUGGUGGAAUUGUUUCUGAUAAAAUCGUUGCUAAAAUGGGAAUUAGAUCGAGAGCAUUUGUAUUGGCCUUGAGUCAGUUGAUUGCAACACUGCCAGCUUUUGGUUCGGUAUAUUUCGAGCCAGUUUGGGCAAUGAUUACACUUGGAAUGAGUUACUUCUUUGCUGAAAUGUGGUUUGGUAUUGUCUUUGCUAUUGUGGUAGAAAUUGUUCCAUUGAGACUACGAUCAACAACAAUUGGAAUCUUCUUGUUCGUUAUGAAUAACAUUGGAGGAAACUUGCCAAUUCUUGUCGACCCUGUGGCUAAAAGCAUUGGAUACCGUGGAUCGAUUAUGAUAUUCUACGCUGGAUUUUAUGGAGUAAGUUCAAUCAUGUUCUUCUGCUUGUGUUUCUUGCUUGAUGGCAAACCUGAAGACACCUCAGUGGAUUCAACAAGGACUAAUGGAAACAAUUUCGAUUUGGGUCAUGACAACAACGUUUUUACCCAUGAUGAUAUGACAACUAGAAAUAGACCUGCCAUUUUGCCACAUACCGCAUAUGGUAAUGAUUAUAAUAAACCAGCAGCACUGUCAAAGAGCGCCCAAGAGAGUAGUAGACUGUAAAUAAAGUUAAACGUUGUCAUUUUUCAUCAAAAUUCACCACUCAUCAUCCUAUGAUACAGAAGGCCAUAAUUCGAAUUUAAAUAAGAUUAUAAUGUAUUUUAUAGACUUAAAAAUUAAGAGUUGGUUUUUUCUUGAACAUUAUUUUAAAGCUAUAUACGAUUUAUUAUACUUGUUAGUGAUUUAUUUAAAGAAAUUAACAGGUUUGAUUCAAUGAAAUUAGUUGAUUCUUUUUUGGCUUGAUUUUUGUCAGAGAAAAGAUUUAUUUAUAUUUGUUUACCUUCAAGCGAAUGUUAUAUGCUUUUUAGUUAUAAUUUAAUAAUCCCUAAAAAUGUUAAUUGUAUAAAUGUUAAAAGAAAAAAUAUUAUUUAAUUAUAAAAAAAUUGUUUUUUUUU